AGCUGCAGCAGGACAGAUACUGACACAGUCUGAGUGUUUCUGAGAGGAGGAACUCCUUUCCUCUGGGCUGUCCUGACUCCACACUGCUGGUUUCUUUACUCACGAGUGAAACUUUACGGAAAAAGGAGGAAAACUUCGGAGUGGAGUGGAGUGGAGCUGCCGGAGCCCAUCAGUGACUUUGUGCCUGCUGGCGUGGAUGUGAGGAGGCUUCAGCAUGCUCGGCUGAUCCAGGCUCCUCACUGACGAACAGGAUCGGACACAGUGGACGAUCGUGCUUUUCUGGAUUAAAACAGCACAAACAGAACGCUGCAGACGUGGACUAUGUGGAAUUUAUUCAGCAGAUAUUGAGAUGAAGGAUCUUUGUUGAUAACGGGGCCAGACAGAAAGGAGAGGAAUGGGAUAUGAUUCCAGGUGAGGAGGCGGAGGAAUACUUCAGCUUAUCAAAGAACAUCCAUGAAUAUUUGCCAUGGUACAUGGGAAGGCUCUGAGAUCCACCUUGCUCUCACUCCUCCUCCACAUCAUCUUCGUCACCGCCCAUGGUCGCUCCUAUCCUCGCUUCACCCGUAAUGACACUGAAUUCCAGCACCUGGUGCUCCACCCAGACCCCUCUUUGGGGACAGUGUACUUGGGGGCCAGGGACCACCUCUUCCAGCUGGACGGAUCAGAUGGACUCCGCCUGGAGCAGGAGGAAACGACCGGUCCUGUGAGCGACAGCAAGGACUGCCUUCCCCCAGUCACCGAGGUGAACUGUCCUCAGGCACGGAGAACCAGCAAUCACAACAAACUACUGCUGGUGGAUCCAAAGGCGCUGGAGCUGAUCACCUGUGGCAGCAUCCACCAGGGCACCUGUCAGAAACGCAGCCUGGCAUCCAUAAAGAAGGUUCUGUUUUCUACUGAGAGACCUGUGGAUACGCAGUAUGUUGCUGCCAAUGACCCGUUCGUGUCCACUGUGGGGUUGGUGGUGGGACUUCGUGGAGGGGAGAGGACCGUGAUGUAUGUGGGUAGGGGCUAUACUGCCAGCCAUCCUCCUAUCUCCACUCGCCACCUUUCAUCAGAGCCCGUCUUUUCCUACGAGGAGACCGCCAAGCUAGCUGUGGCCGGCCGUUUGUCGGAAUAUGACCACCAUUUUGUCAAAGCUUUUACCCGACGGUCGUAUGUGUACUUCCUGUUUUACCGCCGUGACAUCAAGUCAGCAUCCAGGGAGUAUCGGACCUACGCUGCCAGAGUGUGCCUCGAUGAUACAUCGUACUACUCCUACGUGGAAGUUCCUCUGGUCUGCAAAUCUCCCUUCUUUACCUCCAGGACUUACAACCUGCUCCAGGCCGCCCAGGUGGGCCAAGGUGUGGGCCAGGAUGGCGAGGACCUGCUGGGAGUCUUCUCCACCCGUACGGGCUUGGCCAACAACAAUCCCUUGGACGCCUCGGCCCUGUGCGUUUACCGGCUGGAUGAGCUCGACAGACACAUCGACUCCACCCGUGACCUCUGCUACACCCAGGACGGCCGGGUGGAGGGCAGGGGGGAGGUUGCCUACAUAGAGUACGAGGUCAAGUCCAGCUGUGCCAACCUGCCUAUGAAUACUCUUAAAGCGUAUCCCUGCGGCUCUGACCACACACCCAGUCCGAUGGCGAGCCGGUCCCCAUUGGAAUCUAAAGCGGUGUGGCAAACCUCUGCAGCCCGUCUCACCGCUGUGGCUGUCAGCGUCAGAGAUGGACACAGCAUCGCUUUCCUCGGAGACUCCAAGGGGACUUUACACAAGGUUUAUCUGGGACAGGAUGGUCGUGUGGAAGUCUACGCAAAUAUGACGAUCCAGCCAAACUCACCCAUUAACAGCGACCUCUUACUGGACAAGAACGGAGCAAACGUCUACAUCAUGACCAAAACCACAGUGGAGAAGCGUCCAGUAGCAGAAUGUGGAGACCACCUGGACUGUCAGUCCUGUCUGUCCGCCAGAGACCCCUACUGUGGCUGGUGUGUGCUGGAGGGACGGUGCGGUCAGCGCUGGGAGUGCCAGCGAGGGUCCGAGCAGGGUCAGUGGCUAUGGAGCUUCAACCAGACCCAGCAGUGCCUCGGCAUCCAACACCUCAGCCUGUACAACAUCAGCCGUGGGGAGGAGACGGAUAUCACAGUAUCAGUAGAAGGUCUACCCAGUCUUGGUAAAGGUGAAGCAUACUCGUGCUUCUUCCAGGACACAGAAACACCAGCCUCUCUCACAAACACUGGAGUGGUUUGCUCCACCCCUGAUGCCAGCAGUCUGCCUCCUAUUGGUCAAGGGGAUGAGUUUGUGAUGGUGACCUUGUCCCUGCGAUUUACAAACGUGACCGUGGCAGAAACUGAAUUCACCUUUUACAACUGCAGCUUAGUCCAGCAGCUGUCGGGACGCAGGCCAUGCCAAGGGUGUGUGAGCAGUCGCUGGGGGUGUAACUGGUGUAUCCAUCAGCAUGUCUGCACACACAAACACACCUGCAGCCAAGGAGUCACCAUCUACAACCAAAACUUCAAACCUCCAACACCCACCAUCCCACCACCCACCAGAAAACCGACCCCUUUACCUCCUACUGUCCAAUAUCCAACAACAACAAUGACAACAGUAGCACCGACAACACAGCCGCCACCCACAGAGACACCCACUCCCACUACAGAAGCUGUCCCUGAAACUACCACCGCAGUGACGACACCCACCACUCCGACUGUUGAACCCACCUCACUCCUUACACUCGCCACCACCUCCCCCUUUGUGCAGCUCUUCAGCCAGACCUCCACCAUCAACACCAACGCCAUCACAGACCCGAUCCCCUCUGAUGUGGAGGGGGCAACUGAGGGAAAUAAUGGCACCACAAGAGAGAAUGACACAGUUAAAAUGUGGAAUACCACAGAGGAAACUCCCCAGACUACAUUACCCAGCAGCACUAGCAGCCAAGUGGAUGCUGAGCUAAGACUUUUAGACCCCUCUGGUGAAGCUGUGGGCUCUUCCACAGAUGUGAGCUCAACCACAUCCAGUAAAGUCUCCCUUUUAAUGGAUCCGUCCAUCAGUGAUGCUGAAGAGACCGUCGUGCUUAGCUCUGAAGAGAAAGAGUCGUCCUUGAAGGAGGAGGAGAAGGAGAACACAGAGACAAAUGAAGACUCUACAACAGCUUCAAUUAGUUUUAAUGAAACUUCAGUCCCAGCAACACAAUCCCCUGAAACGUUUAUCGACACCAGCUCUGAAUCUGCAGACUACCAAUCAGAUUCUACGAUUGACUCUUAUUUUCGGGAAUGUCCAUGUGUGGAGAACAUUAAGGAUUCUUCUCUGCUCCCUGUGAACGUGGAGAGGAAAAUCACUCUGCUGGGGAAACACCUACACCUGUUUCAGGACAAGAGUCUGGACUACGAGUGCGUGUUGGAUGUGGAGAAUGAGUCGGUGGUGGUGGACGCUGCUGUGGAGCUGGAUGCUACAGAACCAUCCGUCUUCUUAAUCACCUGCCAACCACACCAGUACGCUUAUUCAUCUUCAGUGGAGGAAUAUCCGGCCAUGAUCAAUGUAAGGAGAAAGAACUACUUCCUCAUUGACAGCCCCGAGGAUCUCUAUGUGACCUUGUUUAACUGCUCCGUGGGUCGCUCAGAUUGCAGCCGAUGCCGCACCGCUGAUCCAAAGUACGGCUGUGUUUGGUGUGGUGGUGCUGCCACUUCUCACUGCGUGUACCAGGACUCCUGCAGCGAUAAGAUCCAGCACACCUGUCCUGCACCCGUUAUUCACUUUUUGGACCCAGUGUCAGGUCCCGUGGAGGGUGGGACAGUGGUGACUAUUUCAGGCUCUAACCUCGGUCAGAGAGCUGAAGACAUCCAGAACUCGGUCACUGUUGCCGGAGUCCCCUGCAGCGUCAUCCACAGCAGAUAUGAAGUCUCCUCAAGAAUCGUUUGUGAGACUACGAGCAGCGGAGGAGAGAGGAGCGGUCAGGCUUCGGUCAAAGUGAGGGGAGGAGGACUCGGACUGUCGGCUCAGAUCUUCAGCUUUCAGGAUCCUGUACUGAGCAGCGUCUUCCCCCAGAGAGGGCCCAAAGCGGGGGGCUCUGCUCUCACCAUCAGAGGCCGGAGGCUGAGGACCGGACACCCCAGUGAAGUCAGCGUCCUGAUCGGAGGAGUGCCGUGCAUGGUGCUGAACAUCGCUGAAGACCACAUCCGCUGUCUGACCAGAGGCAGCAACAGAACAGGAGAGCAUGGCAUCAUUGUGCGGUUUGGUGGAGCAGAGCGCCAUCUACAGGGUUUGGUCUAUCAUUACACCCCAAACCCCAACAUCACAAUGGCUGCACCGUCAAAAAGCUUCCUCAAUGGGGGCAGAAUCAUCAGAGUCUCAGGUCAGAACCUCGAUGUGGUACAGGAGCCCAAAAUGAGAGUCACUCUCAGUCCUCCUGAUACCCUCCCUCCCAGGAGGAGGAGGAGCUCCAUCAAGAGGAAAGAGUGGAGCCUGAACAGAGACCAGAAUCUUCUGAGUUCAGUGAAGAGAUGGAGGAGGAUCGUCCCAGAGGCUGACUGCCCCGAGGGAAUGCUCUGUCACGUCAAACAGUACGAGUCUCUCUGCAUGGUGAACAGCUCCUCUCUCAUCUCGUGUCCGACCCCCGCUGUGGGUCAAGAAGCCAGGAGGGCAAGGGUUAAAGUCCACUUCCUGUUGGACAGCCUCCAUUUUGACUUUAGCAGCGUGGGGAACGAAGCCUUCAGCUAUGAGCCGAACCCACACCUCUACCCCCUGAACCGGAACGACCCCAGCAAACCGUACCACCACAAACCUGGAAGCAUCAUCUCUGUGGAGGGCGAGAAUCUGGAUCUAGCCAUCUACAAACACGAGGUGGAGGCUCGGAUAGGGGACGGGAUAUGCUCGGUGAAGACCCUAACCCAUAACCACUUGUACUGUGAGCCACCAGCUCAGCAGCCGUCAGUCCAAAGCAGCAAGAAACAGGACGGCAUGGACAGUCUGCCUGAGUUCACGGUGAAAAUGGGGAAUCUGAACUUCACCCUGGGCAGAGUGCAGUACGACACUCAGGCUCAGUCCACAUUCCCUCUGGAGGCUCAGGUUGGAGUUGGGGUGGGAGCCUCUAUAGUGGCUCUCAUUGUGCUCAUCAUAGUGCUCAUAUACAGGAGGAAGAGCAAACAGGCCAUGAGGGACUAUAAGAAGGUUCAAAUCCAGCUGGAGAACCUGGAGACCAGUGUGAGGGAUCGAUGUAAGAAGGAGUUUACAGACCUGAUGACAGAGAUGAUGGACAUGUCCAGUGACCUGGUCGGUUCAGGGAUUCCCUUCCUGGAUUAUAGAGCAUAUGCAGAGCGUAUUUUCUUCCCAGGCCACCAGGAGUCGCCACUGAGGCGAGAUCUGGACGUCCCAGAGAGCAGACGGCAGACUGUUGAGCAAGGCCUGGUUCAGCUGUCCAACCUGCUCAACAGUAAACUGUUUCUCACCAAGUUUAUUCACACUCUGGAGGUCCAGCGGACCUUCUCCCCCCGGGAUCGAGCCUAUGUGGCGUCUCUGUUGACUGUAGCUCUUCAUGGUAAACUGGAGUACUUCACAGACAUCCUGAAGACUCUGCUGAAUGAUCUGGUGGAGCAAUACGUGGCCAAAAACCCCAAACUGAUGCUCAGGAGAACUGAAUCAGUGGUUGAGAAGCUCCUAACAAACUGGAUGUCCAUCUGUCUGUUUACCUUCCUAAGGGAAUCAGCCGGAGAGUCGUUCUACAUGCUGUUCAGAGCGAUAAAGCACCAGGUGGAUAAAGGACCUGUGGACGCUGUGACAGGGAAAGCCAAGUACACUCUGAACGACAACAGACUGCUGCGAGAGGAUGUGGAGUACCGCACACUGACCCUGAAUGUCAUGAUGCCAGCUGCAGCCGCCACUGGAGGUGCUAUAAACCAGACUGUACCUGCAAAAGUCCUGGACUGUGACACCAUCACGCAGGUGAAGGAGAAACUUCUGGAACAAACCUGGAAGGGAACGUCUUACUCUCAGAGGCCGCACAUUGACUCACUACAUCUUGAGUGGCGUGCAGGUGUUGCAGGUCACCUGAUCCUAUCAGAUGAGGAUCUGACAUCAGUUGUGCAAGGCUCCUGGAAACGUUUGAAUACACUGCAGCAUUACAAGGUUCCUGAUGGAGCGACGGUGGCCCUCGUCCCGAGAAACACCAAACAUCUCCUCCAUGACAGCCACGACUACAUGCCUGGAGAGAAGACCCCCAUGCUGGAUGACGGGGAGGAAGGCGGGGUGAGACUUUGGCAUCUUGUUAAAGCCAGUGAGGAGUCGGAGCUGCCGAAGCACAGGAGAGGCAGCGUGAGGGAGAGAGGGGGAGAGAGGGCCAAGGCCAUCCCUGAGAUCUACCUCACGCGUCUGCUCUCCAUGAAGGGCACGCUGCAGAAGUUUGUGGAUGAUUUAUUCACGGCCAUCCUCAGCACCAGUCGUCCCGUACCUCUGGCUGUCAAAUACUUCUUUGACUUGUUGGACGAGCAGGCUCUGCAGCACAGCAUCACAGACCCAGAGACCAUCCACAUCUGGAAAACCAACAGUUUGCCACUGCGGUUCUGGAUCAACAUCCUGAAGAACCCUCAGUUCAUCUUCGAUGUGCAGACCUCAGACCACGUGGAUGCUGUUCUGUCUGUUAUCGCUCAGACCUUCAUGGACUCUUGCACCAUCGCUGACCACAAACUGGGACGGGAUUCUCCCAUCAACAAGUUGCUGUACGCCAGAGACAUCCCGCGCUACAAACAGAUGGUGGAGAGGUACUAUGCAGACAUCCGUCAGACCAUCUCAGCCAGUGACCAGGAGAUGAACUCCGCUCUAGCAGAACUCUCUCGUAAUUAUACCGCUGAGGUCAACUGCCUAGUGGCUUUACACGAGCUGUACAAGUACAUCAACAAAUACUACGAUCAAAUUAUCACGGCUCUGGAAGAGGACUCCACGGCCCAGAAGAUGCAGCUCGGUUAUCGGCUCCAACAGAUCGCCGCUGCCGUAGAAAACAAAGUCACAGACCUAUGACCCCGAGGUUUCGAUAGAUUUUUCCUUUAUCCUUGAAGCAGAGGACAAUGACAGGAGGAGCGUCUCUCUCCAGGAGGAAAAGCUCUGCUCUUUCUGUCUUUUUAAAGCACACUGAGGACAAAAAACUCUGUGGCACUGUGCUUGUUCUGUCAUUUUGGCAGACUGAUUCUUAGUGAAGGGAGAAAUUAUCCCAGGAGGCUCUCCGGCUGUGUUUCCUGUCCCAAACUCCCACACGUUUCCACAGUUCCUAACACUAGGAGUAAAAUGACAGAGCUCUGAAGACGGAGAGGAAAUCUAAAAUGAAGCACAUAUGAUCUGACAUCUUGCUUUCAGAUUUCCCACAUUGACUUCUUGUUUAAGGGAGACAUAAGAGAAAGACUGCACGUUUCCCGUGGCUCUGCUGACGGACUUAGAUUUCCAAACUGCACCGAUCAUUCCUGCAAGUUUCCGGCUCUGCUUAACACAAGCUUCAUGCUUUCUGCAAAGGGAUGGAUGUUGCAGGUAUGCUGGAUGAAAUAAGGAGGCAAAGGGAAAGGAUUGGACCAUUUUGGAGUUCUCUUUCAGUGUUUUGAAGUCUUACAUAAAGGAAAAAAAACUGGAGGCCUGAGCAACCAGUCAUUGUAUUUGAAGGACUUUUUCAUUCUGUUUUUAGCUUCCAGAAAUCAGUCUAACAAGUCUUACUUUAUGACGUCUAAUCAGCGGGUAUUGGACAGUUUCUCGCUCAUUGUACACAGGAUUUAUUUUUCAUUUUUUAAGCUUCAGAUCGCUGGUUUACUGCAGUUUAAAGAUGCUGCCUUGUGUAGGUUAAACUUCAAGCAGUGUUUGGUAAAAGUGUUCUUUUGUUGAGGAUAUUUUCUGCCGUCUCUUUUCACUUAAUCAACCUCUGCUGCAUCGAUGCUCCUUUUCUUUGGUGACUUUUUGCAAAUAAUGCUUCUGUAAACAAUAGAUGUGAAAGGACAAAUUGGGAAAAGGUAUUGACUGCUAACAUGAACUGAUCCGUCCUUAAAAAGACAUUCAGCACAACUUAAAUUACACCUGGAGUAAUAAUGAAAUCAACACUCCUGUUACUCAAAAAGAUGAUCUGAUCACUUUUAAAAAGCUUAGCCUGACUUAUUAGGGAGUAAAUGCACAGAUAUGUGAGAGAUGCAAGAAUGAGGUUAAUUCUACAUUAUUCAUUCAUCUCUUAAAGCAACUUUAGGGAUAUUUUUUUCUUCCAUGGGGUGUUUUAUUAGUGCUUGUCAUUGUUGAGAUUUAGUGCCAAAAUUAGUGCAUUAAAUUAGUGUCUUCCUGUUCUCACAGUGGUGAAAAAUAAGGACAACACUGCUCAGAGAAUGUCUAAUUUCAGUUUAAAAACAUGCAGACAGCUCAGUGUCCAAGCCAAGAGUUGUUGACACAUUUUACAUCAAAUUUUCAACAUUUUUCUGUCCCUUUUAGAAAUUUACUGUUACUUUUUAAUCCAUACCAUACUCUUCUUUUCUGUAGUAAGUCUUUAUGUAACUUUGAAUCUACAAGAAGUUUGAUUUCUUCAAAAAUAAAAUAAGUAAAGUACCCCCUAGCACAAACUUAGGAAAUUCCAAAAUGAAAGCAUAACAUAAAACAGGUAAUUGAAAAAUUUCUGAGCUUAAUUGCUAAACUUUACAUCAGGGGUGUCCAAACUAGGGCCCAGGGGCCAAAUGCGGCCCACAGUCCAUUUUUGAUUGGCCCACAUUAAACAUUAAAUGAAAUAUGGCCCACAUUUGAACAUGAAGCUUGUGCUUGACUGUAUGAUACUUCUUGGUUUUAGCACAAGGCUACCAUGCUAUGUCUGUAAACAAACAUUUUGACAAGAAGAAUUUAUUGGUUUUAGUUUUUGGUGAAUAAAUUAAGACUGUAAAUGGAAAACAUUUUGGCAACCAACAGUAUCACAAUAUUUUGAUUAAGAAUUCUCUGAUGGAUUAUAAAGGCUUAUGGCAGUACCGAUGGUUUUUUAGGGGCAGAACGAACAGUAGCCUCCUGAAAUCUGACUGGCCUCCCUAAAAUCCUUAAAAUGAUUGGCUGUUUGCCUUGUCAGCUAUUAAUUAGCCAUUUAAGUAUACCCUAUCUCUAAGAAAAUCUUAUCCAUCAAACCAUUGGUUUUACUAACUUUACAGUCCUCAGGAUGAGGCAUAUGAAAGUGGCCCCACCAUCCUUACAUAGUUCCUCUUACUCAGUGAAAAAAGUUUGGACUCCCCUGCUUUACAUGGUUACUUAGAAAAAGCACCUAAACAGAGAAUCUUUAAAAAGUGUAAAUGCAGUCUUAUUAAAUGCAGUUUAUAAAACUGUAUGCUAGCACAGAGCGGCGCCCGGCCCCUCAUCAUUGAUAACUGUUCAAUAAAAACGGUCCUUCAUUAGUUAUAUUUACUAAACAGAAAACCAACAUUUUGUUAGAAUUCAUACAUUUCUCAUAAUGAAGGAAAAAUGCACUUCUGCUUUAGUCCCAGAAUGUGCAUGCAUGCUGGAGGUGACCCUAGAGUGCACGCAUUCAGGGACCAAAACCAUUGUGAAUUUGGAAGUCCCUUUUUUCUCCCUUGUAAUAAAAAAAUGAAUGAAUGAAAACAAAACGCCUGUUUAGUAAAUGCGUUUCAUGAGAGGCACAAGCAGUGCUGGCGUGAGAUCGCUGGAAAUGCCAAGUCUGGGUGGUUUCCAUGCCAUAGUGUUAACCAUUCCACUUAUAAAAUCUGAUACUUUCUCUGUCUUUGAAAACCAUAGGGAAUAUCUGAGAUGAUCUAAGACCUCAAUGUAAAAGUAUAAAUAACAUAGGGAUGGUCUUUUAAUAAAGUUAACAAAUAUUUCAGUGCAGAAAUACUACAUAUUGUCUUCCACCAAGGAUCAUUGGACGUCUGAGAGUCAUUUAGUACAUGCACUGCAUGUUCCAUAAUGAAUAGACCUUUUGCAUAGGGAUGCUUUUGGUGAUACCCAAUGUGCUGAUAUUUACAAAUUCAUUUCAGCUGAUAUGGAUAUAGAAAUAAAGUUCAGAACUAAAACUUCAGUCCCUCCAUCAAAUUUAAAGAAUGAGAAUGAACAAUUAAAAAAACUCCAGCUGACGUAAAUCUGUCAGUGUUGCCUAAAACUCCCCAUCAUUUACAGCUGAUAUAAAUUUUCACUGCAGAUAUUGAUAAUGAACUUUUUCAUCUAUCUGCAAAACUGAUAUGCCGAUAAUAUCGUGCAUCCCUGCUUUUGCAGACAUGUCACUUUUAAUACAUCUGUCACUUUGGACUACAGACAGCUGAGCUGCAGAUGUUGACAUUAGACUAGUUCGUAUUUUAGUGGCCUUCUAGCUAUGUUUGAAGGCGUAAAAAAUGCGAAAUGCAUAAUAGCGUAAAGCCAUGUUCACACAAAGAUCAGUGACUGUAAGCUUCUUGUGGUGAAAGAGGUGUUUCUCCUGAUAGACAGGCAGAGAUCUUUAAGCACACACAUUCAUUGAUUACUAUGUAGCUGUCUGCAUGAAUCUUUUUUAUGCAAAUUUUCACCCAAAUGUCAAAAUAUGCUCAUCGGACUACAUGGAGAGAUAUUCACAUGUUCUCAUUGUGUUUCCAGUGUCUCAUUCAGUUGAAAGUAGCUUGUAUACUACCCAUAUAUUUAAAUCCACAAGGGUAUUUAUAUAAAUUAUACCUUAUUAUAUGUACAUAAUGAAGUCAAAAAUCCCAUAAUGUCCCAUAAUGUAGAAUCAAAUAACACAUUUAGAGCCUCUCUCACAUCUGUGUGCAUUAUCUGUAUUGAAUUUAACUGCUUGGUCCAGUCUAUUACCAUUGAUUUUCAUUUUUAAGGCAGGUCUGGUCUUCCAUAUUUGUACGAUGCCUUUGCUGUUCACUACCUUUUCUCUUCUGUCAUUUUUUUGAAUCCAUCCCUUCCUGUAGAUUUAAUCUCGGUACUUACGUUUUCACACCGAUGGUAUUCGUUUUCCACUUUUGUCAUUUCAGCAGAAUUUGAUGCCACUUUGUCAAACAUUUCACUCUGAAGAGAGCUGAGAAAGCUCCAUUUGGGAAAAGUCUUUAUUUAGUUUUAACCAAUUUAAUUUAUUUUUAUUUAUUUCAUUGCAUAGUUGUUUCAUGUUAUUUUACAAACGUGUAAAUUCCUCAUUGUUGUUCCCCUUCCUGUCAGAUCUUCAUCAUCUGGAGAACUUUGGUCCUUGUUGAAGUUCAAAUCACAGCCAAUCGUUUUGAUUUUUGCCACAUUUUCAGCCUCUUUUUUAUAUUUUUCAUGGAUUUUAGAUGCAGAUGAGAAACAUGAGUUUUAUUGUUGAAUGGUUUUAUUGAGGUACAUGAAAAAGUUGUUUUUAUCAGGGUUUUUUUUUUUGCCAUGCACACUGUGUUGCCGAUGUGUGCAUGACUUGGGUCUGUGAUGGUCCAUUCUGAUGUGUUUCCAUGAUUCUGUAGAUACAAACUGCUCUGACUUUAGUGUUCUCGAACUAAUCAUAGGACAAACCUAACAACGACUUAAUGUGAUGCAAUA
Messenger RNA from Cheilinus undulatus (humphead wrasse), 11458 nucleotides. Its product is annotated as plexin-B1-like. The coding region runs from base 467 to 6988 and encodes 2173 amino acids. Gene Ontology annotation, biological process: negative regulation of cell adhesion; regulation of cell migration; positive regulation of axonogenesis. Gene Ontology annotation, cellular component: semaphorin receptor complex. Gene Ontology annotation, molecular function: semaphorin receptor activity; protein binding. The record is from RefSeq and is a predicted model, not a curated record. Lineage: Eukaryota; Metazoa; Chordata; Actinopteri; Labriformes; Labridae. The transcript is spliced from 40 exons.